UCUUUUCUCAUUGCACUCUCUAGAGGCUCUCUACUCAUUUCUCUUCGCUCUCGAGAUGAUUGACGAUCAAGAUCUGGGAUUUUUUGCCAAUUUUCUCGGCGUCUUCAUCUUUAUACUGGUAAUUGCGUACCAUUUUGUGAUGGCUGAUCCCAAAUACGGAGAAAAUUAAGGAAAUUUCUUCCCAAUUUACAAUGUCAGUGGUUUAUCAUCUAGCUAGUACUAGUUUCUUAUAGUUUCUGAAGAUGCCAACAGUUUUGUUUUGAUUUUGACAAUGCAUCAUCUUAAUCCAUGUACUUUGAACUAAUUUAAGUAAUGAUUUAGAGAUGUUUUUCAACUGUUUAAGA
Messenger RNA from Spinacia oleracea (spinach), 344 nucleotides. Its product is annotated as dolichyl-diphosphooligosaccharide--protein glycosyltransferase subunit 4C. Bases 56 to 169 code for a protein of 37 amino acids. The record is from RefSeq and is a predicted model, not a curated record. Lineage: Eukaryota; Viridiplantae; Streptophyta; Magnoliopsida; Caryophyllales; Amaranthaceae. The transcript has 2 exons.